GGCGGAAGGAAGAUUUCUUAUUAUCGUCAUCACCAUAAUAUUGUAUUUUAUGUACAAGCUUUCAUCGCAUAUUUCAAUAGGCAAACACAACGCAUCGGGAUUACAGAUCAAACACGAAACGAAAAUAAGUAAAUGAAGAAGAAGAAGAAGAAGAAGAAGAAGAAGAAAAGAAGUGUGAGGAUUAUUAUUCCGGCAGCGGCAUGAUCAGCAAGGCGGAAGGACGAUCCCGUGUGUGUGUGUGUGUGUGUGUGUGUGUGUGUGUAGGUGAGGUGUGCGCGAUCACCUGACUCGGUGACAUCACGCAGGUGUCAAAACCAGUUUCUCGGGUGGACGCCGAGUUUACACGGGCGACGAGGAGAAGCGCGACAGGACUGCGCCCGCGGACGCACAGCGCCUCGCCACACAUCUCCUCCUCCUCGCCGACUGCAGUCAUGGCCUUCCGGACACGGUGGCUUCAGCUGCUCCUGCUCCUGCGCUGCCUGGCGACGACCCUGUCGAAGAAAGAUGAUCGAGGCUUCACUGGUACAGAGACCAACGACGGGGUGUGGGUCAGCUCCCAAGCUAAAGAAGUCCUGAGCAGUCGCCUCACCACCGUCUUCCUCCCGGUCAUCUACAUCGUCGUGUUUGCCGUGGGGCUGCCCACCAACGCCUUGGCCAUCUGGGUGUUCCUCUUCCGCACCAAGGAGAAGCACCCGUCGUCGAUCUACAUGGCCAACCUGGCUCUGGCUGACCUGCUCUUCGUCAUCUGGGUGCCGCUGAAAAUAGCGUACCACUUCAACGGCAACGACUGGGUCUACGGGGAGGGUUUGUGCAAAGUGCUGGUGGCGUUUUUCUACGGCAACAUGUACUGCUCCAUCCUGUUCAUCACCUGCAUAAGUGUUCAGCGGUACUGGGCCGUGGUCAACCCGCUGUCCCUGCAGCAGAGAAGCAACCGUGGGGCUAUCUGCGUCUCCAUCUCGAUCUGGGUGCUGGUCUGGCUUGUCACGAUCCCUCUCUACCUGUACGACCAGCAGGUCCGCGUGACAAACCUCGACAUCUUCACCUGCCACGACGUCACCAAGCCCAGUCACAAGGAAAUAGCAGCGGGCUACUUCCUGACAAUGGGAAUCGUGGGUUUCGUUGCUCCCGCCGUCGUGUGCAUCGUCUCCUACGUCCUCAUGCUCAAGGCCCUCAGGAACAGUAUGGUGGACGCCGCCAUCGCCAAGAAGCGCCGGAAGGCCGUGGUCUUGAUCGUCACCGUGCUGCUCAUGUUCUUGGUGUGCUUCGCCCCCAGCAACAUCAUGUUGCUGGUGCACUACAUCCUCCUGUUGGGCGGGGCCACCAACAACCUGUACGGAUUCUACAUCACCACCCUGUGCCUGGCGAGCCUCAACAGCUGCUUCGACCCCUUCGUGUACUACUUCAUCUCCGACGACUUCCGGCAGCACGUGAAGAACACGUUCCUCUGCCGGAGCGAGAGGACAGUGGAGAGGAUGAGGAUCUCCUUCAGCGCUCUGAAAUACUCGAGGAAGAGCAACACGUACACGUCCAGUUCACGGAACACGCAGAGCUCCGAUUGCUAGUGAACCGGUUUCUAGGCUAAAAUGAAAUAGAUUUUUUUUUUAAAUUUAACCAACAAGUCCUCCAUCUGUGUUGAGUCCUCUGUGGUGAUGACUCCUAGAAGAAGUCUCAGGUCGUGUUUCCUCAGUUUUGUAAAAAACUUUUAUUUUUGUAUCUUUGACAAAACCACUUCAUUUUUGAAUGCACUUUUAAUUGUGUGUCAAAUCUUUUAGUCCAUGGUGUAUUUUAAUUGAGACAAAUUCUUGGCUUUUAUAUCUAUAUCUAUAUUUAGCAUGUCGUAGGAUACGUGAUACAAUAUUUUCAUAUGUAUAUACCUCGUAUGUUUUUUAAGUAAAAAAAUGUAUUUUACUUGUAUAACUCCAUUUUAAAGUGUGCCAAUAAAAGCAGCUGCCCACCCUAUGUAUUUCUCCCCGUCCUCGUACCAUUUGGUCUGUUAACAUUGGCAGUUAGAAAGGUCAAGCUGGGUGUUCCUCAUUUUCAAAACAGUGCCAGUAUUUAACACUUGCUGUCAGUUCAGGUUUUUUGUUGUAUUCCCUCACUUUGACAUUUAUCUUUAUUUAAACUAGAGUAAUUAAAACGCGUUCUGUCACUGAAGCUUUUUGCUGCCUAUUAAUUAACACCAUUAAUUGAUGUCAUUACUUUUUUGUGAAACAAAAAAAGGGUUUUACUGAAACGAGCACUGAAGAAAACUUUAUUUGAACUUUAUUGAUUAAAUUGUCUACUAGCUUUAGAGUUUGGUUAAAAAAAACUUAAACAAACAGACCUCAAAACAAUAAAAUCCGCUGUCUUUUAUACAAAUUAAAUCCAAAGGAUAUAGUCGUUAACAGUCCGAUAGAGACUAAAGUUGCCAAAGUUAAUAUGGACCACAGGAUGUGUAGUGUUAUUACUUUGUUAAAUGGAAUAUUAACAUAUUUUUAGAUAUAAUAUUGCUGGUUGUUCCAAACUGGUUUUUUUUUUUCAAAUAAAAUGUUGAAAAUGCAA
Scophthalmus maximus (turbot) is the source of this 2541-nucleotide messenger RNA. It is a transcript of the gene f2rl1.1, whose product is annotated as coagulation factor II (thrombin) receptor-like 1, tandem duplicate 1. Lineage: Eukaryota; Metazoa; Chordata; Actinopteri; Pleuronectiformes; Scophthalmidae. Gene Ontology annotation, molecular function: thrombin-activated receptor activity. The record is from RefSeq and is a predicted model, not a curated record. Gene Ontology annotation, cellular component: membrane. Bases 432 to 1562 code for a protein of 376 amino acids. The transcript has 2 exons. Gene Ontology annotation, biological process: positive regulation of Rho protein signal transduction; phospholipase C-activating G protein-coupled receptor signaling pathway; blood coagulation.